GCCCGGCGCAGCUCUUUGGACCCAGCGGUUAAUGGGUAACUGUGGGGCCGGGCCGGGUGCUGCGGGACGAAGCUGGGUCUCUUGCCAUACCAUGUCUAACAAAGUGAAGAAAUGGAACGCCUAGAGAUGGAAGGAAACCAGAUAACCCUGGACAGCCUCGAGAAGGGCACAGACAACCCUGCUUUCAGCUCCCCGGAUGAGGAGGAGAUCAGUGAGGAACGUGAUGGUAUGCGUGGUGGGAAUGAGAAGAACAGAAGAGAAGUGAACGGGAGAGUUGCUUCGUACUGCAGGAAGGCCCUGCAGCCGGCCUCCAAGGCAAAGAACUUCUGCAAGGCUCAUGCCAAGGCAUUGAGGAUGGUCUUCUGGGGGCUCCUUGGAGCAGCCUACCUGUGCUACUUCAUUGUGGCAUGUUGGCUCAACUUCCAGCGAGCCCUCGCCUUGGUGGUUAUCACUGCUGUGGUCAUCUUCUUCGUGUGCUGGAGCCUCUUCAAGAAGUACUGUGGGGCGAAGGUGCUGAUACUCCUCAGCCCCCUUCGGAAAUGCUUGAAGAAGUCCUGGCCAUGGCUGAAGUGGGUGCUGUAUGUGCUCCUCCUGGGAGGCCUGGUGACGUGGCUGUCUUUGGACACGGCCAAGAAUCCAGAGCAGCUCAUCUCCUUAGCUGGCUUCUGCGUUUUGGUGCUCUUCCUGUUUGCCUUCUCCAAGCACCACAGCGCAGUGUCCUGGAGAGCUGUUUUCUGGGGUCUUGGCUUGGAGUUUUUAAUUGGACUCUUCAUCCUUCGAACAACUCCCGGCAUCCAGGCUUUCCAGUGGCUGGGUGACCAGGUCCAGGUCUUCCUGGGCUAUACCAAAGCUGGCUCUGGCUUCGUUUUUGGGACUACACUCAUUGAAGAUGUCUUUGCAUUUCAGAGUCUGCCCAUCAUUGUUUUCUUCAGCUGUGUGAUGUCCAUCCUCUAUUACCUUGGUGUCAUGCAGUGGCUCAUCCUCAAGAUCUCCUGGAUCCUCCAGGUCUCAAUGGCGACCACCCCUACUGAGACGCUGAGUGUGGCAGGGAACAUCUUUGUGGGACAGACUGAAGCCCCACUGCUCAUCCGCCCAUACCUUGCAGACAUGACCCAUUCUGAAAUCCAUGCCGUGAUGGCUGGUGGCUUCUCCACCAUUGCAGGCAGCGUGAUGGGAGCUUACAUAUCCUUUGGGAUAGAUGCAUCAUCGCUGAUUGCAGCCUCCGUGAUGGCUGCACCCUGUGCCCUCGCCAUGUCCAAACUGGUCUACCCUGAAGUGGAAGAGUCCAAGUUCAAGGGCAAAGAAAGCGUUCGCAUUGCCAGUGGGGAAGAACGGAACAUCCUGGAAGCUGCCAGCAAUGGGGCUGCCGCCUCCGUUGGACUUGUGGCCAACAUUGCAGCCAACCUCAUUGCCUUCUUGGCUGUGCUGGAGUUCAUCAACGCUGCAUUGCGCUGGUUUGGGGAGAUGGUGGAAAUCAAAGACCUCUCUUUCCAGAUGAUCUGCUCCUAUGUCCUCAUGCCCAUCGCCUUUCUCAUGGGGGCAGAUUGGGCAGACUCACCGCUGGUGGCCGAGCUGCUGGGGAUCAAGAUCUUCCUGAAUGAAUUUGUGGCAUACCAGCAGCUAGCCACGUACAAGAAGAACCGGCUGUCAGGCCUGGAGGAGUGGAAUGAGGGCAGGAAGCAGUGGAUAUCUGAGCGUGCUGAGAGCAUCACCACCUUUGCACUCUGUGGAUUUGCCAACCUAAGCUCCAUUGGGAUCAUGCUGGGAGGCCUGACCUCCAUGGUUCCUCACCGCAAGAGCGAGCUGGCCUCCAUUGUGCUGCGAGCCUUGCUCACUGGCAUCUGUGUCUCCAUGCUCAACUCCUGCCUGGCAGGCCUCCUCUAUGUACCAACAGAGAUGGGCGACUGCGUGAACAUCCUUAGCACUGCCAACUUCACCUCUACCAACUAUGCCAUCUACACGUGCUGCAAGCAGCUGUUUUCAAGCACAGUGCUGGAGAACGGAACGCUCUCCUUCACUGGAGCCUGGGACAACGUGGCAGAGAGUGUGACAUAUCUGACACAGUGCUGUGGGCAUUACAACCACACGUCUUGCACGUCAUGAACCCAGAGACACUAGCCCCAAGGAGCACUGCGGUCUGCACAAGCUGGCCUCAAAGGCAGAAAAAUCCCGAUCAGAUUGACAGAAAGCACUACGUACCUUGCAACCAGCAUCCCUGGCUGCUGGCCUCAUGGACAGAGGGGAAUCGAUCCCAAAUAAACUACAGAAAUCCUCA
Coturnix japonica (Japanese quail) is the source of this 2275-nucleotide messenger RNA. It is a transcript of the gene SLC28A1, whose product is annotated as solute carrier family 28 member 1. Gene Ontology annotation, cellular component: plasma membrane. Gene Ontology annotation, molecular function: nucleoside:sodium symporter activity. Lineage: Eukaryota; Metazoa; Chordata; Aves; Galliformes; Phasianidae. Gene Ontology annotation, biological process: nucleoside transmembrane transport. The record is from RefSeq and is a predicted model, not a curated record.